UCAGAACUGACGCUACUUCAAUCUUCAGACAGCAGACUUCAAGUGUCAUUUUUCAAUUUUCUUUUUCAUUACUCUAGGAAACGGUUGCCGGACAGCUGCGUCGCUGUAAUUUUCAAGUUUAAUUCUUCAAAUUUAAUUUUUCAACAAAAUGCCGCUUCAACUGACCAAACCAGCGCCCCAGUUUAAGGCCACGGCUGUGGUCAACGGAGAGUUCAAGGACGUGUCUCUCUCGGACUACAAAGGCAAAUACGUCGUCCUGUUCUUCUAUCCACUAGACUUCACAUUUGUCUGCCCAACGGAGAUCAUCGCGUUCUCAGAGCGCGCUGAUGACUUCCGCAAGAUCGGUUGUGAGGUUAUCGCUGCUUCCACUGAUUCACACUUCACACAUCUCGCCUGGAUCAACACACCACGCAAACAGGGGGGUUUGGGUCCAAUGAACAUUCCCAUGAUCAGCGACAAAUCUCACCGCAUCGCCCGGGACUACGGUAUAUUAGAUGAAGAGAGUGGCAUUCCCUUCCGUGGCCUCUUCAUCAUUGAUGACAAGCAACUGCUUAGACAGAUCACCGUCAAUGACCUUCCUGUUGGCCGCUCAGUAGAUGAGACUCUGAGGCUGGUGCAAGCAUUCCAGUUCACAGACAAGUAUGGUGAGGUCUGCCCUGCAAACUGGCACCCUGGCUCCAAGACUAUCAAACCCGACACUAAGGCUGCGCAGGAGUACUUCGGAGACGCCAACUAAAUAUUAAAACUACAGUUAGAUUGUUACAAUAAAUAAAGAUUUUAAAAUUA
Messenger RNA from Pieris napi, 786 nucleotides. It is a transcript of the gene Jafrac1, whose product is annotated as peroxiredoxin 1. Lineage: Eukaryota; Metazoa; Arthropoda; Insecta; Lepidoptera; Pieridae. Gene Ontology annotation, biological process: cellular response to stress; removal of superoxide radicals; cell redox homeostasis. The coding region runs from base 149 to 736 and encodes 195 amino acids. Gene Ontology annotation, molecular function: thioredoxin peroxidase activity. The transcript is spliced from 5 exons. The record is from RefSeq and is a predicted model, not a curated record. Gene Ontology annotation, cellular component: cytosol.